Trichoderma aggressivum f. europaeum is the source of this 3306-nucleotide messenger RNA. RefSeq lists its product as uncharacterized. Gene Ontology annotation, cellular component: GARP complex. Gene Ontology annotation, molecular function: syntaxin binding. The record is from RefSeq and is a predicted model, not a curated record. Gene Ontology annotation, biological process: retrograde transport, endosome to Golgi; Golgi to vacuole transport. The transcript has 4 exons. NCBI's taxonomy places the organism in Eukaryota, Fungi, Ascomycota, Sordariomycetes, Hypocreales, Hypocreaceae. The coding region runs from base 1 to 3306 and encodes 1101 amino acids.
AUGUAUUCCACUCCCAGCGCCGGCAGAUCUGUCGAUAAUCUGUCCCCAUUGUCUCCUGGAGGCCGAGCAGACUAUCCUUUCCACAGCGGUCGAAUAGGCCAAGGCCAUCCGCGGCCGCACUCGAGACGGAGCUCCGUAGCCAGCUCAAUUCAUUCCAUAGGAGGGACUUUGGAUACAUCGCUGAGCGGCGGCUCGUCUGCUGUCUACGAAUCUGGGCAGAAUGCCAUCUCGACGUUGCUGCAACCCCCUAUUGUCCGAACAGGCCUCCAGCCUCAUACAUCAGCGCCAGCCUCGAGUUCUCACAAGCCUCCCACCGCAAGGGACAUCCCACCCGUUACAUUGACCAACAUACCCAAGGUUGACCCCGAAGAAUUUGCGCCCUACCUUUCUCAGAUUGGCGCUCUUUACGAGCAGCUUCGCCGCGUCAAGGAAAACGAGGAAGAGGAGAAUGCCAAUCGGCGAGGCAGCAGACAAGACGAGCAGGCCGAUAGUACCAGCGAUGGGCUCUUGCGGCCGGGAGCUAGAGGUCGUCUUCCUAGGAAGGGUUCUACGGCCUCCCUGUCCUCUGUGACUUCGGUAGACACUAUUAGCUCUUUGCGGAGGCCAGUAGCGCUCAGCCGUAAGGCCACACAAGGACCUCCGCCGCUGUCAACUAUCCCUACAGUGUAUUUUGACGACGACUUUCAUCUCGAGAACCCCCGUACUUUUGAUGUCGUAAGCGAACGCUCCGAAGUCAUACAGAAGCAUAGAGAUGAGGGAAAUGGAAACGCCGUGGUGCCGAGAAAAACACUGGCAACGAAUGCCAUCCUGCAAGAGAAACUGUCCUGGUACAUGGAUACCAUUGAAAUCCACCUUAUCAACUCCAUCUCAACCGCAUCGACCACGUUCUUCACGGCACUGGGAUCCUUAAAAGAGCUCCACUCUGAAGCGGCGGACUCGGUUCAGCGAAUCAAGGCUUUGAGAAAGGAACUGGAAGCUUUAGAUGAGAGAGUGGCCGCAAACGGCUUGAUGAUGGUUCAAAAACAACGACGGCAGGAAAACCUCCGACAGCUCAGCGACGCCAUUUGGCAGUUGAGAUUGGUUACCGAGGGGGUGGCCAACUGUGAGUCCCUCGUUGAUGCUGGGGAGGUGGAAAAGGCACUGGCCAGCAUCGACUCGUUGGAACUGUUAAUAGCGGGCGAGCGCGAAGAGUCUGGUGAGCGGGCUGAUAUGCCUCGAUUAAGAGAUUUAAGGUCUGCUUCGGUUCUACAGGGGGUUAAUUCGGAUCUCACUCAACUUCGAUUUCGCAUCGGCAAGGCGUACGAAUCUCAGUUCUCACUCAUGCUUUCAUCCGAUAUUCGUCUGCAUUUUGACUCUCUCACAACGGCCGACGUCCUUCUUCGAUGGAGCAACGCAGCGCCAAAAAGGGGCAACUACCCUAGGUCACCGUCCAUCUUUCCCACAUAUUUGGCGGGUACAGACGAAUUGAAAGCGCAGCUAUUGCCAGUAAUGACUGGGUUGAAUCGCGCGAAGCAUGUUGCAGUGGCUGCAGCCGCUUAUCGCGAGGAGAUUCUUCGCGAAAUCAGGAACUUGAUCCGCCGGCCGCUCCCAAGUUCCAAUGACGAUGAUAACAUGUCCAUGAUGUCAGUUUCUACCGCAAGCGGAGGUAAACACUUGUCAAGCCAGGAGAAGUCUGCGAAUCUGGCCCGCAAUCUACGGUCAUUGGACCCAGAAGAUGCAGAGGCACUUCUCAUAAAGAUAUACACUGGUGUGACAGAGACGUUGAGGCGCGUGUCGACCCAAGUGAAGGUUUUACUCGACAUUGCCAGUUCGCUUUCAGAUCAGCCCAAUGGCGAUGGACUCAGAUCGCCGCCGAUCAGAUCUCCCUUGCCUAGCCCUCGAUAUGAUCGGCAAAUGAACAACCCACCGCAGCCAUCCGCGUUUGCAAUUCAGGAAGAGCUUCAUAAAGCCAUUGAUCUAGGAAACCUGCUAGCGCAAGCCGUCGACCUGGCCAACGAAAAGAUUGUCAAGAUUCUCAAGGUUCGCUCAGAGCAAGCUAUCCAUCUCCCACUCGACUUAUUCUUGCGAUAUUUCAACCUCAACUUAUUCUUUACAUACGAAUGCGAAGCGAUAUCUGGAAGAAGUUGCUCUACCCUGAAGACUGUGGUCAACAACCACAUCAAGGAGUUUGUACAAAAGUAUCGCGACGCCGAAAUGCAAAAGCUUGCCCAGGGGAUGGAAUCAGACCAAUGGGGUGCUAGGGACUUUACAGACGACAACACCCUGCUCUUGAAUCAGAUCCUCGAGUGCAGUACUCAUGACAUUGAAGCUUGGACCGCAAACAGUAGGAUAUGGAUUCCUUUCGAGAGUCCGAAGAAACUGAGUUCGGAUGUUGGCUCGUCGGAAGCAAACGGUGCUGGUAAAGAAAAGGUUCGAAACGCAAUCAUUGAGUCAGAGAAAUUCGUGCUUCCGAAUUCUGCUGUGCUAUGCCUUGACGGCAUGGGAGAUUUCCUGCAGUUGAUUGCUGGAAUCCCAUCCAUGACGUCGGAUAUCGCAACAUCUUUGGUAGCUUACCUGCAGCUCUUCAAUUCCCGAUGCUUUCAACUCAUCUUGGGAGCUGGUGCUACUCGAUCGGCCGGCCUGAAGAAUAUCACAACGAGACAUUUGGCUCUUGCAUCUCAGGCUUUGGCAUUCAUGGCUACCUUGAUCCCUCACGUGAGAGAGUAUGUUCGCCGUCAGGCGGGCUCUGGUGCCAAUGUCUCUAACCUCAUGGGGGAGUUUGAUAAAAUUCGGCGCUUGUUUCAAGAGCACCAAGACAACAUCCAUCAAAAACUGAUCGAAAUUAUGAGUGGCCGUGCUGUUAAUCAUGCAAAGAGCAUUCGAGCCAUCAACUGGGACUCUGACACUUCCGAGGGACCACACCCGUACAUAGAGAUGCUCGUCAAAGAGACAACAACCUUGCACCGUGUCCUGACAAAGCAUCUUCCCGAAACGUCCAUUCAGCUUAUCAUGGUGCCCGUAUUUGCAAGUUACAAAACCCAGCUCGGAGAUGCCUUGCGGCAAGCGGCCGUAACAACGAAGGCUGGUCAGAGGCGCAUGAUGCAAGACGUAGACGUCUUUGGUGACAAGUUGCUAAGAAUUGACGGGUUUGGUGAUACUGGUGAAUUCCUCGCCAAUAUUGUCAGGUCAAAGAAAGUCGAGGAGGAUUCAUCUACCGCGACUACAACCGCAACUGCAACUGCAACUAAUGGAACGGGCGAUUUUAAGACAGAGGACAAGGUUGAAUCGGAAACAAAGAAAUCCUCAGAGGAAUCACCAAAGGAGUGA